Messenger RNA from Vicia faba (fava bean), 666 nucleotides. The record is from the annotation of a GenBank genome assembly. Lineage: Eukaryota; Viridiplantae; Streptophyta; Magnoliopsida; Fabales; Fabaceae.
AUGACGGUCUACGACACUUUACUCUGCCUUUAUAUGGUCAGCUUAGAGGUUGCUAAUGACUGUGACCUUGAGCCCGUCGCUUAUGAAUUUUUCACUCAGGCAUUUGUAUUAUAUGAAGAAGAAAUUGCGGACUCUAAAGCCCAGGUAACUGCAAUACAUUUGAUUAUUGGAACUCUCCAGAGAAUGAAUAUCUUUGGCGUUGAGAACAGGGAUACAUUAACACACAAGGCCACAGGGUAUUCAGCAAAGCUUUUGAAGAAACCCGAUCAGUGUCGAGCUGUUUAUGCAUGCUCACAUCUCUUUUGGGUUGAUGAUCAAGACGGUAUUAAGGAUGGAGAAAGGGUGUUGCUUUGCCUCAAGCGUGCUUUGAGGAUUGCAAAUGCUGCUCAGCAAAUGGCCAAUGCAGCCAGGGGUAGCAGCGGUCCAGUUACACUUUUUGUUGAAAUACUGAACAAGUACAUAUACUAUUUUGAGAAAGGAAAUCCUCAGAUCACUAGUGCUACUAUCCAGGGGCUUAUAGAAUUAAUCAAGACUGAGAUGCAGAGCGACUCUGCAUCGGUUCUUCCAGUUUCAGAUGCUUUCUUUGCUAGCACACUGAGGUACAUUCAAUUUCAAAAACAGAAGGGCGGUAUACUGGGUGAAAAGUAUGAUUCUAUCAAGGUCUAA